AUGGCGAGAAAGAGUAAGGGACGACAAAAGGUUGAGAUGGUGAAGAUGAAUAAUGAAACCAAUCUCCAAGUCACUUUCUCCAAACACCGAGCCGGACUUUUCAAGAAGGUGAGUGAAUUGAGCACUCUAUGUGGGGCUGAGAUUGCUAUUAUCAUCUUCUCACCCGGUCGAAAGAUCUUUUCUUUUGGUCAUCCUUGUGUCGAGACUGUGUUGGAACGUGUUGUUAGUGGUAAUCCACCACAAGCUACUUCUGGAACCAUGAAACUCAUUGAGGCUCAUUGGAACGCUAGUGUCUGUAAGCUCAACACUCAGGUUCUGAACCAACUCAAAAUCGAGAUGAAGUGA
Carica papaya (papaya) is the source of this 345-nucleotide messenger RNA. NCBI's taxonomy places the organism in Eukaryota, Viridiplantae, Streptophyta, Magnoliopsida, Brassicales, Caricaceae. The record is from RefSeq and is a predicted model, not a curated record.